Molecule: messenger RNA, 1410 nt
Organism: Cydia strobilella
Lineage: Eukaryota; Metazoa; Arthropoda; Insecta; Lepidoptera; Tortricidae
Product: proteoglycan 4-like
Exons: 3
Coding region: 1-1410 (469 amino acids)
Source: RefSeq, a predicted model, not a curated record
AUGUCUACGAAGAGUACGAGAAAUCUUCGACCGCGCACUAAGGGCCCGCCUGCCCCCGCGCUCACCGAUACCCCUACCCCCUCGUCCGGCAAGACCACGUCUACCGAGACACAUACAUGGAGCAAAGGCUCCACCGGCAACCAAGUGAAUAGCGGUGGAGAAAUGGACAACAAUUCGACCCCGUGGUCGCGCCGCCGCCUUAAUGGGGGCGGCUAUAAAUCAGAGGUCGCGGUGAUCUCGAUCUCGCGGUCUACCCCCAACAUCGAGAUCGACAUUAAGAAGGCGGGGAACAACACGCUGCCAUCGAGGGCGGAGGAGGGUAGUUGGGAAAAUGAUUUUUUCCCCCUACUCCCCGGUUUCGCCCCCGAUUCCAUUGAGGGCAGCGAGGAGAACGAAGACGCUGAGAACACCGCAGGCGAAGCCCCCGCCUCCCGUACCGCCUCCCCCGCACCUGCGGGCCCCGCGGUACAAGAAGAAGACUCGGAAGCAGCAGAGCAGCUACUCUCGACACCGACAACGCGGCCCUUCUCGCCCGUGUCGCCCGCCACCCCGUUCGAGACCCCUAUGGGCCAACUACAAAAUGACACCAUUGUAGUUGCCCAUAUGAUGGAAUCCGACUUGGGGUCAGCGAGCCUGAAGGCGUGGAUGGCCGCGUACAUCCGACUCACAUCCCACCAGCUCGGGAUAGAGACCGAGCUGCAUCCAGAGGACACCCAUUUCCUGGAGUUCCUGCGAAAUCACCCCGAGGCACUCAGGCCCCCCAAAAGGCCCCCAGAGAGCCCCCAAGACCCACAGGAGACCACGAAGAGGCCCUGUAAUAAGAUCACCCCACCAAGUGAUCCCAGGCUACGCCCAAGACGCUCAAGGUCAGCGGAAAGCGUAGCCCCCGGCGAACCCCCAGCCCCCAGCCGGCCCCCUUACAUCGCUCCCUGGAGGGCCCCGUCGCCAUCUACCAUAAUGGCGCAAAGCGGGCUCAGGGGAGUGGUAGCGAGGAGGCUAGACAGGAGCCACCACAGCUACAGGAAGCCCCCCCCCCCCUCACAGGAGGAGCCCCAACCCCAACGCCCCAAGAAGAAGAAGAAGGGGCAAAAGAAGCCCCCCAAACUUCAGGAGCCUGCAACUACCCCUGCUGCCACUACAGACUCACAACAUAGAGAGAAGGCACAGGGCCUCACGCAAGAGAGGCCCUCCCUCCCCUCCUCACAACAGGCAGCCAAUGAAGAGACGACCACAACGACACAGGGCCCCAUUCCCGAGCCCCUACCAUCAUCUUCAACAACUACAGAAAAGAAGACACCUACCUACGCAGCAACGGCAUCGCAGCCCACCCAAAAGAAGCCCGAGGAUGCCCCCGCUGCGCAGCAACAAACCCAGCAACCGCCGCCCGUUCCUUCGAUAGAGACGAUUUAA